AUGCAGGCAGCCUGCAACCCCAGACCACACACACCCACACACAUCCCACACCAAGCGCCGAGCGCCAGGGUGGGAGUGCCGGCAGGGCUGAACCUCAGCAGCCCCCAGAUCAUCCAGAUCGAGCCGGUGUUGGGGACGGGGCAGCAGCAGUUCUUACUGCACAGCUCCACUGAGCCCCCGAUUCAGCUGCUGGUGCAGAGACAAACCCCUCUGCCCGGAGCUGAACCCACAGCGCGCACGCUGCCCGUCAAGAACAGCGUGAAUGGGAAAGUGGCCAGGCCCAACGCGAAGGGCGCCGCGGCCCUCACCCGAACCGUGUCCGCUGGACCGGACAGGAAGGAGAGGGACAGAGAGAAGAUGAAGCCCCAGAAGAUUAAAACGCGGUCAGGCCGGAUUUCGAGGCCUCCCAAGUACAAGGUGAAGGAUUACAAGUUCAUCAAGAGGCAGGACCUGGCGGACGGGCACCAGUCCGACUCGGACGACUACUCGGAGAUCAGCGAGGAGGAGGAGGAGGGGGGCGAGGACGCUGGCAAGGGGGCCACGUCCAUUCACUUCAACCUCAAUCCCAGAGCUUUCAAAUGUGAAACCUGCGAGAAGGCGUACAUAGGCAGGGGGGGCUUGUCCAGACACUACAGGCUGAACCCUCCUCAUGGGCAGAAGAACGCUUUCCCCCCAGAGCCAGUGGGGUCUGCAAGCCUGCCAAGCGAGGACCUGUCUGCGGGUUCUGGUGUGACGCCCACUGAAGUGCACAGCACAGUGACAGUGACCUCUGAACAAGUGACCCCUGCAGAGGUACUGGACAGCAAAGACAAGCCAACAGCACUGUCACCAGCGCCCCCUGCUGGGCCAGCAGAAGCAGCAAAGCCAGACCCGGAGGAACUGCAAGUAGUGUCAAAUCCGACGGUACGAAUUGAAAUUAAGAUCAUUUUGUAUCUGUUCAUUGUAGCAGCACUUCUCACGCUAGUUCCUAAACUAGGACUAGGUGCAGGACAAGUACAAUUCCAUUCCCCCAACUGGGUUUCACAGAGAAGGUCAUGUUUGCUAAACAAGCCUUCUUUCCUGCCCUGUCCUGAGCCGGGGAGACCACGCGGGCCGGGGAGACCCAGGGGGGCCGGGAGGCCGGGGCGCCCCAAAGUGUCAGGGAGGUCGGGACGUCCCGGGAGAAGAGCCCGACCCGGGAGGCCUCCUAAAUACCUGGGCGGGGUUUCCACAGAGCAGCAGAUCCAGAGAAGAAAAGCCAGAUUGAAAGAGAUAAUACAGCAGUGUGAUAAUGAAGAGCUAAUGGAACUGGCUCUACCAAGACUGGCCAGAGUCAUGACUGUCUGGGAGUUCUUACUAAUGAAGGUUGAGAAAGGGCGUCCCUCGCGCCCGCACUUCGCUGAUGUUUACAGGGAGUUUGAACAGCUGCACAGCCAGGUGAAGAACAUGGCUGCUGAUCACUUCAGAUCCCCUCUUUCUCUGGGCUCCCAGCAGCCUCUGGAAAUUCGAGACACCGGGGUGUCCAAGUCACUGGGAAUCGAAGAGCUUUUGAAGAUGCAGAAAAGGCAGCAUCCUGGUCCUUUGUUGCAGUGUGUUGUGACAGUCUGUAAGGAAGACUCUCUCCACUCACCCAGGAACAAGCAUGCAGUGGAGGUUAGGGACCUGGCGGGGUGGAAAUCCACAUUGCCUUCCCUUUUAUUUUGUACUGAGCAGCUACAGAGACAUGCUAGGGGUGUAACUACACUCUCGUCAUUUGCUUCAUGGCCCCAUACAUCCAUGGGCAGUGUGCCUUCAGACGAGCUGCAAACGGAUCUCACGGAUCAGGUGCAGCAGCUGGAACAGGCUCUGUGCAGGGAUGUGGUUCCUUUGGACCAUUCGUACAGGACUCAGAUCAGCGAGCCAGAGCCACCACCUCCCGACCAGCAGCCUCUAACAGUGAAAUCCACCAGGGUUUGUUUAGGAAACGAGAUUGGUGGAGAAGCAGUGUGCAGUUUGCAGGGUGCAGGCCUGAGCGCGCAGGACAAGGAGAGCAGGGACAAGAACGGCAGCGUGGAGCACACCGUUACUAUUGGUGGAACCGUCGAAUUUCAGCUCAGCGAUGAAAACCAGGAGCUGCUGACUCAGGGACAUGAUCAGAUCUUCAUCCAGACUUCAGAGGGCCUCAUCCUGCACCACGCUGGGGGUGCCCUGCCGUCGGAGGGGAUUGUGAUGGUGACGGACGCCGACGGCACCACCAUGCACAUCCGCACCCCCGAGGGAGUGUCCUUCGAGACCGUCCAGGCUCUGCUUGCCAUGGAGGCAGAGGGGCACAGUGAAGGCAUCUUGCUUUCGGAAACGCAACUCUGAAGACUUUCCAAAUCUAAAGUAUAUUUUUGUAAUCUGAUAUUCAGGCUGAAGAAAAUACUUUUUAAAUUAUUUGUGCAUAAAUAUGCAAGUUGAGGACUAGUUUUUAUUUAUAUAUGUAUAAAACCAUUGACAGUUUGUGACUACAUUUUCAGCAUUACAUGAAUAGUCUCAUAUCUUUUCUAUUGAAGGUAUCCAUUUGGCUAAAAAAAUAAAAUAUCUGUCUAUCUCUGUGUAAAAAUGCACACUGUAACAAAGUGUAAGAGAUGUUUUGAGGUAAAAACAAAGUUCCUUUCAUGCUCUA
Molecule: messenger RNA, 2626 nt
Organism: Polyodon spathula (Mississippi paddlefish)
Lineage: Eukaryota; Metazoa; Chordata; Actinopteri; Acipenseriformes; Polyodontidae
Product: zinc finger protein 839-like
Exons: 7
Coding region: 1-2325 (774 amino acids)
Source: RefSeq, a predicted model, not a curated record